AUGCUUGAUAGCAAUGUGACCCUCACAGACCUUUCUUACAUAGUUCUGAAUAUCCGAUUCAACAUUGACACCACCAAAGAAAUUAUAAUGUCCACUAACGACGCCAUAACUAUGAAAGCGCUGAGGUGUGGUAUUGAUAAUGUAGCGAUAGGACACUGUUUUGAUGUUGUUUCUGCUUUGGAUCUGGUUUAUCACGACGUGUACAAACUACUCCUCAAAAUGAUUCAUUUGUUGUUUUUAGGGUUUGAGGAAGAGAAAGAGAUGGCAUUUGUGAUAGUUCACAUGAGGAAGAAGAAGGUUGACCACGAAAGAAAGUGA
Molecule: messenger RNA, 318 nt
Organism: Arachis ipaensis
Lineage: Eukaryota; Viridiplantae; Streptophyta; Magnoliopsida; Fabales; Fabaceae
Source: RefSeq, a predicted model, not a curated record